Molecule: messenger RNA, 1613 nt
Organism: Loxodonta africana (African savanna elephant)
Lineage: Eukaryota; Metazoa; Chordata; Mammalia; Proboscidea; Elephantidae
Product: membrane-spanning 4-domains subfamily A member 4A-like
Exons: 8
Coding region: 358-1029 (223 amino acids)
Cellular component (GO): plasma membrane; Golgi apparatus
Source: RefSeq, a predicted model, not a curated record
AGUUGUUGUGCUUCUCAGAAAUUCUCAGCUUUUGAGAUUUAGAAAAACUGCUAGAAGAAGAGUGCAGACUUAAAACCGAAUGAGGUGUGGAGUUGGGAAGGGUGGUGGUAUCUAGACAGAAGAACCCAGAAGCACUUGCUCAGAGCCUCUUCCAGCACUCAUCACAUACAGCAGACACCGCAGGCUUGAAGAAUGGCAGGUCCAGGGACUUGCCUUCCUAGGCUUUUGGUCUUAUGGUUUUCUCACUGGUUGGUCCUAGGGUUCUUGAAGGGAGUGGAAUGAGAGAGGAUGAGGCCAGUUCUUGGCUUCUAGUUUGCCGUGGUUCAAGUGCCCCUUUAUAGAACCUUUUCUGCUGCCAUGACAAUCCUGCUGGAAUCACAACAUACCUCACCAGAGGCUGAGUCUGGUGUAUUUCAGGGGAAAGAGCGUGAUUUACACUCCUUUUUGCAGAAAUGGAUGACAAGGACAUCCUUGAGGAUGCGUGUUGAGGUUCUCGGGGUUGUCCUAAUCCUGACUGCCUUGAUAAUCCUCAGCUUGGGAAUAAUAAUGCUAUGUGUCUUCUUGCUAUUUCAUGAGCCAGCACCCACUUCUGUAUAUACAGGUUACCCAAUAUGGGGGUCAAUAAUGUUUCUUGUUUCAGGGACCUUGUCAAUUGCAGUGGGAAGUGGAACUACAAAACGUCUGGUUCAAGGUAGCCUAGGACUAAAUAUCGUCAGCUCAGUCGUGGCCGCCACAGGGAUCAUACUUAGUGCUUUCAGCUUGACUAUGCUUUCAUUGAACAGCCAUCACUGUGACAAGAGUCAGAAGCCAGAAAUUUGUGCCAUGAUCAGGUCCGUGUUAAUGGGUAUGGAUGGCCUAGUGCUUAUGCUAAGUGUGCUGGAGUUCUGCAUUGCUGUGUCCCUCUCCGCCUUUGGAUGCAAACUAACCAAACUCAACUCUGGUGGGGACACUGCUGGGUGGGUUCAAAUUGCCCAACUUCAGGUUGACAGUGGAGCCCAAACAUUUUGCACCAAUUGCAGACUUUCCUAGGAAGAACAGGACAGGAAUGUCUCCUAAGAAGUGAGGAUCCCAAGAGUAUGACCUCAAAUUCUCAAGUGACAGAAACAGCAGAGAUUGCAUCAUUUAUGUGAGAUUCGAAGCCUCCAACAGAACAACAGAAAUACCUUCCAGAAAAUCUAUCCUGACAGAACCCCACUUGAAAAAGUAUCAAAAUCCAACUCUGAUUUUUCAAAAUUAUGUAUUGUGUAAUAAAUUCAGAAUAGUAUUUGCAUUUUCCCCAAGAACUUGGUGACUUCUUUCAUUGGCUCUUUAUCAGAACAGAAGUUAAAUAAAUAUAUCAUGCAUUUACGAGUCAAUAGCACUUGAAAAUUUUCCAUCCAUUCUUAGGAGUAUAUAAGGACAUGAAGUUGGUGAAUAAGAUUUACAGCAAAAGGGCAAAUAGUUAUUGCUGAAGUGGGACCCCAAGCAUUACAUAGUUCUGCUUCCUUUAGUAAUAUUAUCCCUACUUGUUAGAUUUUUUUCCCCCACAUUUGGAGACACAAGGUGUUUUUACCUUCAGAAAACUGAGACUUCAUGACUUUUCUCUCUUUUUUUUUUUUUUCCUUUUCCUUCUU